CUUGCUGGUGGAAACAAAUCAGACCGUGUUACGAGAGGCGUCGUGUCCUCGGUGGAUUUCAGACCUGACUUCGCUAUCGAAGCGAUCCAAGCGGCCGACGUCGCGAUCGUUAGCCUGAAUAUGUCGGCUGCCGUUGCCCGGCUCCCGCCGUUUCUACCAGCGACGACUACUCGGUUGCGUCUCGAGAAUGACCUGUUGACUGGGUUCCCCACGCUUGCUCUGCUUCCCCUUCAGUCGCUUUCGCAUCUGAAUCUGGAUUCCAAUUGGAUCGAGGACGUCGAUGUCAGCGCUUACUCGAACAGCCUCGUAUCACUAAGCCUACGAGCCAACGAUAUGCACUCAUUCGAAGGGUACUUUCCUAAGCUGCACACUCUAGAUUUAUCGCACAACCGUUUUUCUGCCAUCCCUGAAAGCGUAGUUCUCUUCCGUCAUCUGAAAACAUUGCGCAUGAAAGGCAACGCUCCUUUAUCGCGCGAUUUUACAGCAAUCCAAGCUGACUUCCUCCGCAAUCUGACGUGGGAUCUCGAAGAAGAAGAUUUCGAUGCUCUGAGCGGAUGCGAUUCAGACCUGCAGCAAAUUCACGGACUCUCGGUCUGCAUCGCUGACGCUACGGAGAGACCUAGUGCCAGCGGUGCACUGAUGCGUUCGAAUACACCCGUGGAGCGGAAGCUGUACAGCUACUCCUAUUCGUGUCCAGGUUAUUAUUCCGGCGGCGUGCUUGCUGGCUGCGUGGUCGGCACUGCAAACACGAAUGAAUCGUACGCAUCGGUAUGGCAAGACCCGCAACUUCUAGCAAUUCAGCUGAAAGCCGACGAGAUUGAAGACGUGAGAAAAAUCGGCGGCGGAGCGUACGCAGAUGUGUGGCUUGUCAAGUAUCGUGGGACUCAAUUGCUGGCUUCCAAGCGCUUGCGAAAAGUGUUCGAAACUCAGCAGAACACGCAGAAUUUCCUCGAGGAGAUCAAAAUGGUCGCGAACUUUGACCACCCCAACAUCGUCAAGCUGGUUGGAGCCGCCUGGAUGACGGAGUCGGAUCUGCAAGCGCUGUCAGAGUACAUGGUCGGUGGAGAUCUCCGCGAGUUCCUGAUCUACCCCCACACUCCUCGCACGUGGGCUGCCAGGAAGCUGGAGAUUGCCACGGAUGUGAUUGAGGCGCUCGUGUACCUGCACUCGUUUAUCCCUCCAAUUGUGCAUCGCGAUCUCAAGUCCCGCAACAUUUUGCUUUCGAGAGAAAUGCGAGCCAAGUUGACGGACUUUGGUGUCUCUCGCAUCAUGUCGGAAGAGAAUACCAUGACACAAGGCGUGGGGACGAGUAGGUGGGAGGCUCCUGAAGUUUUGGCGGGUAAGGAAGACUACAACCAGGCGGCGGACAUCUUCAGCUUCGGAGUGGUGCUCUCUGAACUCGACACGCACGCGAUCCCGUAUGAAGACGCACGAGGACCGAGCAACAAUCCGCUGGCAAAUGUAGCCAUCCUGCAGAUGAUCGCGGUGGGGGCCAUUCGACCGAGCUUUUCGCCACACUGCCCUCCAGACAUUCGUGCUUUGGCGAACCGUUGUCUCGCUCAUGAUCCAGAUGACCGUCCCACGGCUCCGGAGGUAGCAUACGCUUUACGGACCUUGACUUUGUAG
Messenger RNA from Phytophthora sojae, 1626 nucleotides. RefSeq lists its product as hypothetical. The transcript is spliced from 6 exons. Gene Ontology annotation, molecular function: ATP binding; protein binding; protein kinase activity. The annotation marks the transcript as partial. The record is from RefSeq and is a predicted model, not a curated record. NCBI's taxonomy places the organism in Eukaryota, Oomycota, Peronosporomycetes, Peronosporales, Peronosporaceae. Gene Ontology annotation, biological process: protein phosphorylation.